GUACAAUUUCAAUGUUGAUUGAUUCGAAUGUGAGCUUUUACUUCUAGUUUUUUCAUGGAUUUUUCGAGAAAGGGGCUAUGAGUUAGUGUUAACAAUGAGUUUAAAUAGCUCUUGCUAUUUAGUUAGAGGUUGUGAUGGUGCCUAUUAGAUUAGGUUGUUCCACAUUUCACAAUACCGGGAUUUGGAAGUUGCACGAGUGCUAUGAGCUUCGAGCUGAUGGAUGAUGUCUUGCGUUCUGAGAUUGAAGCUCCAACGAGUGUAGAUGGUGGGAAUAAGGAUGGUGCCUUGGGUGAUUCGGGGAGUGAGAUUAGUUCCAUGGUUUACUUGGAUUCUGAAGGGAAUAGGAGUGGGGUGUCGUCUGAGAAUGAAAACUGGUUACCUACCGGUAUAAGGCAAGAGAGUGAAGAUGGCUCGUUGUUAUUGGAGGGUGAUCCGAAUCUUGACGGCCUAUCUGUGAAGAGUGAUGCUAGUAGUUUAUGUGGGGAUAAUGUGUUAGGUUUUGAAGUGAAUUCUGAAACCGGGACGCCCUUUGUAGACGUUGGAAAUAGUAGAAGCGAUGUUGAGCUUGUUUCCGACACUAGUGGAUCUCUGUCUGUAGCAGUUGGUAAUGGAGAGGAGGUUGUAGAUGGUGCCACCAGCUCGAGAUCAUCCACAGAUGCUGCGCCGUUGGACAUAGGGCUGAACGGGAGAGCCAGCCGUAGUAUUUUUGAGGUGAGCUACGUGCCACUUUGGGGGCUUACGUCCGUGUCUGGUAGGAGACCGGAUAUGGAAGAUGCAGUGUCGAUCAUACCACAUUUUGUGGAAAUCCCUCUUCAGAUGCUCGUUGAUCGCCCUCCUGAUGGACUCACUUCCCCUGUGACUCAUGUGACGGGGCACUUCUUUGGAGUCUUUGACGGCCAUGGAGGCGCUCAGGUUGCAGAUUAUUGUAGGGAUCGUAUUCACUCUGCUUUGGCCGAAGAGAUUGAAAUGAUCGUUAGAGACUUAAGUGAUGGAGGAGAUAGAAGGGAACAUCGUGAAGAGCUGUGGUCGAGGGCGUUCACUAGAUGUUUUCUCAAGGUGGAUGAUGAGGUUGGAGGGAGAGGCGGUCGUGCACCCAUUGCUCGGGAGACUGUUGGCUCGACUGCUAUUGUUGCCAUAGUUUGCACGUCGCAUAUAAUAGUGGCUAACUGUGGUGAUUCGAGGGCUGUUCUCUGCCGUGGGAGAGAAGCCGUCGCCCUAUCCGUGGAUCACAAGCCCGAUAGGGAAGACGAAUAUGCCAGAAUCGAAGCAGCCGGAGGCAAGGUAUUCAACUGGGACGGAUGUCGUGUCUCCGGAGUUCUUGCUAUGUCUAGAUCUAUCGGAGAUCGAUAUUUGAAGCACCUCGUUAUCUCCGAUCCGGAGGUGACGGUCGUUCCACGCACUAGAGACGACGAGUGCCUCAUUCUAGCCAGUGAUGGUUUAUGGGAUGAGAUGACGAAUGAGGAGGCAUGUGACGUCGCACGUAGGGUUUUACAGCUGUGGCACAGGAACAACGCGGCCACACCUCCAUCCGAGAGAGGCGAGGGCGCGGAUCCUGCAUCACGAGCAGCAGCCGAGGCUCUCACACACCGUGCCCUUCAGAAAGGGAGCGGGGAUAACAUAUCUGUCGUUGUCUUGGACUUGAAACGCCAACGAAGGGGUAGGAGCAGACGUUAGCAUCGCCACCGCCGGCCGAUUCAACUUAAACGGCGGCGAUCUCGUUCGGCAUCCUCGUCGGUGGUGCUCACAAUAGGUGUGUAGCAUAGUUUGAAGAAGUAUGUCAUAUCAUAUGCCUCCGACCUAAAAGGGUGUGUGAGGUUUUUGAACUUUGUGUUUUAUUGUAAUUGAAUAACACAAGCUUUUCUUGAUUAUUGAAAUUCAUGGAUCGAUUGAGAAUAA
Salvia miltiorrhiza (redroot sage) is the source of this 1896-nucleotide messenger RNA. RefSeq names its product protein phosphatase 2C 50-like. The record is from RefSeq and is a predicted model, not a curated record. Gene Ontology annotation, molecular function: cation binding; protein serine/threonine phosphatase activity. Bases 202 to 1674 code for a protein of 490 amino acids. The transcript is spliced from 4 exons. Lineage: Eukaryota; Viridiplantae; Streptophyta; Magnoliopsida; Lamiales; Lamiaceae. Gene Ontology annotation, biological process: protein dephosphorylation.